Messenger RNA from Maniola jurtina (meadow brown), 3595 nucleotides. RefSeq names its product leucine-rich PPR motif-containing protein, mitochondrial (gene Lrpprc2). The transcript has 16 exons. NCBI's taxonomy places the organism in Eukaryota, Metazoa, Arthropoda, Insecta, Lepidoptera, Nymphalidae. Gene Ontology annotation, molecular function: protein binding. The record is from RefSeq and is a predicted model, not a curated record. Bases 79 to 3285 code for a protein of 1068 amino acids.
UCAACUCCACAGGACAACUGUCAUUUUCUAUUUUUAAAAUUAAAUGUUUUGAAAACAGAAAAUUAAACUAUCUUGAAUAUGCUAACUCGGCAGUGUAUAAAAUUAUCAAGUUCUGCGCGGGGAUUAAUUUACAAAAGGAUACUAAAAAAUGGGAACGCUACAGAAAUAUUUUGUCACCACAGAGAUUUACAACUUAGUUGCAGGAUUUUGGUAUCAAAUAAAGUAACGAAAGUCCCGGAUAAAGUGAAGAACGUAAAUAACUUACGUUUGUCAGCUGGUCCUACACAAGAUUCUUCUGGUUCUGUGGAACACCGCACGCAUCGAGCCAAAGGAAAAAAUUUAUCCUCUGAAGAGUUGCUCGAAAAACUCAUAGCCAGCUUAUCUACAGACAUCCAUCAAAAAAAUAGAGUCUAUAAAAAUGACUUUGUAAGAGUGUUAAGCAAAGUUAAAGAGUUGAACUUAUCGUCUAAAAAGCAAGGGUUGCUCUUAAUUAAAUGUUGUACGGAACUGCUUCCCGAUGACACACCUGGUUCCAGAGUGGCUCUAGUAGAGCAAGUGUGGAACACACUGAGGCCUCACACAACAUUUGAUGUAGAUCAUUAUAAUGAACUCUUGCGAGUAUACAUAGCUAAUGGUAGAACACUCAAGGCCAAUGUCUUUCUGACCCAGAUGGGUUCAGUCAAACCCACUUUGACCACAUAUGAACUGAUACUAAGGGUCCUUGGAGAGGCAGGUGACAUAAACCAAUGUACAGAGGUGAUAUCAAAUAUGAAAGCUCUGGGUUUGCCAGCUACAGAAAGUGUGUUCGUUUCCUUAAUCAUUUGCCAAGGAAAAGCUGGCAAGCUAGAGAACAUACAAGAAAUACUAACAAUGAUGAAGUCUCUUCAAGUAAAACACUCGGUUAACACCUACACCGCAACCGCCCGAGCGUUUGCAUGGAAUAAGAAGAAUAACCUGCUCCUAGAAGAGUUAGAAAAGGCACAGAAGAAUGGUAUAACGUUUGGAGAGGUUCAUAUUAUGGAGAUUGUUAAAACUUUAGCAGCUGUCGGCGAAUAUGGACCAGUGCCAGAUGUGUUAAAAUAUUUGCCUGAAGAGAUACUUAACAAACCUGAUAUAACGCCAUACAUGCAGAGUGUGACCACGUUACUUGUUUUCCAAAACCAUCCGAUGGUGGCUUUAGAGAUUUACAAAUGCUUGCCCCUGCCUUCCUUUGGGCCGAAAGACGACACUGGAUUACAUGGACGGAGUUUAGUACGAGACUGUGUCAAAGCUUCUAUGCCAUCCAGUGUAAUAGCCCUUAUCGCUCAAGAGCUGAUGGCAUCAGGUCGCAAUCCGAUCGCGUUACAAAACGCGGCUGAAGCGUCUCUACAACUGGGCAAAGUACCUUUAGCUUUGGACUUGUUUACCCGUAUGAAACAGUUAGGCAUGCCUGUAAGACCGCAUUACUUCUGGCCUAUAUUGCUGCACACUUCCAAAUCUUAUGGGGAGAAAGGUAUAAUGAACACCAUCUCAACAAUGGUCACGAUGGAUAUUAAGCCAGAUUACGAGACGAUAAUGGAAUACACCCUCCCAUACGUCAGUUUCACUUCGCCACAGAAUCUGAUGAAGAAAUUCCUUGAGACUGGUCUGACUGUGAGUACUGUACUCACGCCGAUGAUGGUGACUUUGCUGAAUACUGGACAAGCAAGGGCGGCGAGUGAGCUUUGUGAAUUGUUCCAAGGGAAAGUAGACACUGAAGUAGUCCUUCAGCCAUUGAUAAAGGGUUACCUUAUCAGCAAUGACGUGAAAUCAACCGUGUAUAUACUGGAGGACAUGUCUGCUAAAGCGACGGAUAAAGGCAAGGAUUGGGUCGGGAGAUUUUUCUGUGCAUUCAUGAGACAUAAGAGAAUUAAGGAGGACUUGACUGAUGUACUGAGUAUUGCUAAGGAGUUACAACCAACCAAGAUCAAAAUAUCAACAGCUGCGCUAGACUACUGCCUGUCUAGGAUCCCGAAACAUCACAAUGAGAAGGUUAUUGAAAGCCUCAAAGAGGUUCUGGUCGAUAUUACCGACGAGAGACUGGUCGACGACGGAGAGUUGUUUGUUCAACAAAUGCCGCAUCCUAAACAAAUGAACGAGGGAUCCCUAAAAGCCCAUUUAGCGGAGUUGGAAGCUAAGGGUAUGAACACACGUGGGGUGUUGCGAAGGCUGUUGCAGGAGUAUUGCAAGGAGGGCAACUUGGCCGCCGCGAGGGAGAUCGUGGAGAAAUGCGAGAAAGAGGGUGUAUUCCUAUCUGCCGGUAUGAAGGCCUCUAUAUUCGACCUGCACGUAAAGAUGGGAGAGUUAGACCUGGCUGAAUUGGCUCUCGCAGACCUGAACAAGUCCUCACCUAACUUCACACUAGAUGAGUUCAAGGUUAUCGACUUCGCAACUCUAAUGGUUUACAGAAAAAAGAUCGAAAAGGCCUUUGAUUUGAUUAACGAGCAGUCGAAAAAGAGACGGGUGACGGGCGGUCGAGCAAUAUCUAUGAACUGCUGGCGGCUCCUGGACGCGGUGGCGGCGCAGGGCUCGCACGCGGACACCAAACGCAUGUUCGAGUUGUUGACAACCCUGAGGUAUUGCAAACCCUCCAAUACCAUACUGGGACCUUUAGUACGCGCACAUUUGAAAAAUGGCAAUUUCGAAAACGCAGUUCAAGAAUUCGUCCGUAUAGCGGAAAAAUACAACAAGACUCCGCUGAAACAUGAACUAUUAUGUAAAAUAUUAAAAGCCAUGAGUGACGGCAAGGACGAAGAAACUUUCAUAGUGAACGAGAGGACCAAUGGAAGGUUAAACAAACUAGUGCAUACUAUACUGAAUGUCGAUAAACAAGUGCACGGCGCUAGUGAUGUACAUCUAACCCUCAUAGCAGCGUUAGCAGAUGUAGGGUACAAGAAAACACUACGCAAACUGCUCUUAGACCCCACGGUCAAGUUUCAUCCCGACGCGUUAAUGCGACACUGCGAAAGGUUCGCUGACGAAAAGAAAAUACACGCUUUGGAGGCGAUCGCUGAAUGUGCGAAGAAGUUGAGAAACUUCGACGUUGAGGAGAUUUAUAAUAUGAUGCUGGAAGUAUACCAACGCGACGACAACUGCCAAGAAGCUCUAUCCCUCUGGUACAAGAUGCAAGAAAACGAGAUAGCGCCAUCACAGAAGUUUGUACGCAACCUUUGUGCGCUUUGCAAGGCCAACAAUAAACAAAUACCCUCAGAUAUAGCUAUACUCCUCGACAAACAAACCAAAAUCGUGGCUAAGAAAGUGUCAUAAAGACUUUUGGCUGGAGUAAAUUCAUGAGUGACAUUUUUGAUUAUUGGAGAUUCACACCACAUUUGAUAAAUUCAUUGCGAAAUGGCAAUGAAUUUAUCAAAUGUGGUAGGAAUUUCCUUUGUUUCAAAGUGUAUCAUUUCUUAUCAUCAUUAAUGCUAGCUAAAACAACUGAGUUAAAAAUGCCUUAAGGUAUUAUGAUUGUGUUAUGCGUACAUAGGAUUUUAGUGAGUGUUCUAUGUAAUAAUAUGGAUAUAAAUUGUUAGUGAUAUCUGUGAUAUUAUUUUAUUAGUACACGUUUGUUUAUUAAUGA